Rotaria sordida is the source of this 1623-nucleotide messenger RNA. NCBI's taxonomy places the organism in Eukaryota, Metazoa, Rotifera, Eurotatoria, Philodinida, Philodinidae. The record is from the annotation of a GenBank genome assembly.
AUGUCAUUUGAUUUUUAUUGUGCAAUUAUUAAGGUUGUAUGCGUUGUUCUUUUACAACAUAUAAUAUUAUUAUCAAUCUUCAUGUCUCGAGUUGUUCGUAAUAGCAAAUUUCGUCAUGUCUUUGGACAAGCAUCUAAAAAAGCUGAUUGUUAUGAAGGUAUUCGUGUAACAAAACAUGCAUCGGAUUCAACAUUUUGUUGUGUCAAUCCAAAAUUUCUUGCUAUUAUAACGGAAUCAGCUGGUGGUGGUUCAUUUCUUGUUUUACCACUUGAAAAUGUUGGACGUGUUGAUCGUAAUGUACCACUUGUUAGUGGUCAUAAAGCAGCAGUACUUGAUAUAGCAUGGUGUCCACAUAAUGAUAAUAUUAUUGCAAGUGGUUCAGAUGAUUGUACGGUUAAAAUUUGGCAAAUACCUGAUGGUGGUAUAACAACAACAUUAACAGAAUCAACUGUUGAUCUUAUUGCACAUCAACGACGUGUUGUACAAGUAGUUUGGCAUCCAAGUGCACUUAAUGUAUUACUUAGUUCUGGUAGUGAUAUGAAAAUUUUUAUUUGGAAUGUUAGUAAAUCAGCAAUAUUAUCAACAGUUGAUUGUCAUACAGAAGCUAUUUUAAGUGUUGCAUGGAAUUAUAAUGGUUCACGUAUUGUUACCUCAUGUAAAGAUAAAAUGUUUCGUGUUAUUAAUCCACGUACAGGUGAAAUUAUUCAAUCAGGUGCAGGACAUCAAGGUGGAAAACCUGCAAGAGCUAUUUAUUUACGUGAUGGACGAAUAUUUUCUACAGGUUUUUCAAAAAUGGCUGAACGACAAUAUGCUGUUUGGGAUGAGAAUAAUUUGAGUGCUCCUUUAACAAUGGUAGAACUUGAUUCAUCGAAUGGAAUUUUAUUUCCAUUUUAUGAUGAAGAUACUGGUAUGAUUUUUCUAUGUGGAAAGGGUGAUUCAGCGAUUCGAUAUUUUGAAUAUACACCAGAAACACCUUAUAUUCAUUACCUUAGUACAUAUUUAUCAUCAGAUCCACAACGUGGUAUAGGUAAUAUGCCAAAACGUGGAUUGAAUAUUGCUACAUGCGAAAUAGCUCGUUUUUAUAAAUUACUUAAUAGUGGUGCUUGUGAAGUCAUUAGUUUUACUGUACCUCGAAAAUCUGAACUUUUUCAAGAUGAUCUCUAUCCAGAUACAGCUGGUGACGAACAUGCUAUAACUGCUGAUGAAUGGAUUAAUGGAGUAGAUGCUGAUCCAAAAUUGAUAUCCAUUCGUGAUCUUCAUUCGGGUCCAAAAACACCAUUAAAUGUUAAUAAUAAUAAUCAGCUCAUUCCACCAAAACAAGAAGUUGCCUUUGAUAAACAAAAUUUAAGUCCAAAAUCAUCAUUAGAAAAAUCUCCUAUUGAUAAUACUAAUAACGGUCAACCUAAAGUACAGUCGAAAACAACUUCUGUUCAAUCAAAGAAACCUUCAGCAUUAGCUGAAAAAGAAGAUACAUUAACAAAUACACAAUAUGAUAUAAUAGUUACUCAAUUAGAAGGUAUAAUGCGUCGUAUGGAUGAAUUUGAUCGUCGUUUACAAGCUCUUGAAAAACGUUCGGUAACUAAUGAAACAAGAGAAUCAAUUAUUGAAGAUGAUAAUUUAUAA